AUGACCGCCUCAACCGACUCUCCGAGAGGUCCUCUUCACCACGAGGCCGCCAACUCUCACCACAACCACGGCCACAAUCACAACGACAACAACACCACCGAAACCGACGAAACCCCCACCCAACACUCAAACGAAACCAAAAUACCCCUCCGAAUCGCCGUCCUCCUCAACUCCUACCGCUCCCCACACAUCUCCAACAUCCGCGACUCCUACACCCGCUGCUUCACCUCCUUAACCCAAUCGCCCACCUGCCGCUUCGAACCAAAACUCUCCUUCUUCUACCCAGCCGACAACUUUUACUGCUGUCCCCAGGGUCCUCAUAACGACCGGGACGGAUGCAACGAGGGGGCUGACUCAGAUGCCUCUUUGUCGUCGGAUUGUUCGAAUGGACUUGGGCGGUCUUCGGACUCUGAGAGUGAUGUCCCGGGGUCGGGGUCUGGAUCUGGAACAAGGGCUAGGGCUAGCAGCAGUAGGAUGAAAGAGUUCCUGCCUGAUCCGGCGGAGUUUGACCUGAUUGUUAUUGGAGGGGGAAAUGCCGAUCCGACGAAGAGGCACGCGUGGAUAUUGAGGGUGCAUGAGUUCAUACGGCAGACGAGAAAGGAAUGGCCGAGGAAGAAGAUGGUGGGGGUUUGUUGGGGACAUCAGACGCUGGGGAUGGUGGUGGGAGGGGGGGAGGUGGGGGAGAUGGGGAUGCCUGAGCUAGGAGUAACAGACUCAAAACUCACCUCCGCCGGGUUGCGGUUCUUCAAUGACCGAGGACUACCAUCAACAGCAGGAGAAAAAGGAGGGAAGGAAAAGAGCUCGCUAAGACUUCAUCAACAUCACCGCCGACAGCUUGUCUCUACACCACCCAACUUUCACCAAUUACUCGCCAACAAUGAAUGUCUUCUCUCAGACGAUAACAGUGUCUUGACGUUUCAAGGACAUCCGGAGAAGGACGCGAAGGCGGCGAAACUAAAGAUUAGAGACGCGGCAAGAUGGUGGGGCUGGGAUUUGAAUGAACAGAAAGUGGUGGAAGAGGUGAAGGGGUUGAUGGAGAGGGAACAUGAUGGGAAUCGGGUGUGGGAGAGGGUGCUAGAGUGGGUUUGGGAGGGGGAGGAGGGGAGGGAGUUGGAGUGGAAGCUGUGAUUUAUAUGAUGCCUUGGGGUUCGGUGCAUUUGGGGUUACAUGAGCAUGGCGGUUGGUGUGCUGGAUGCAUCAGUCGCGAGCGAUUGUUUUGAUGAUGGAUUUGCAUUUGCGCACUGCAGGCGUCAAUCAUUGGGAGGAGAUACCAAAUUGUUUAGGUAAACACAACAGCCAAAGGCGUGAGGGAAUCGAAUUGAAG
Neurospora tetraspora is the source of this 1324-nucleotide messenger RNA. RefSeq names its product class I glutamine amidotransferase-like protein. NCBI's taxonomy places the organism in Eukaryota, Fungi, Ascomycota, Sordariomycetes, Sordariales, Sordariaceae. The coding region runs from base 1 to 1128 and encodes 375 amino acids. The record is from RefSeq and is a predicted model, not a curated record. The transcript is spliced from 2 exons. Gene Ontology annotation, cellular component: nucleus; cytosol.